AUGACAGUAGCAAUAAAGCAACCAACGCAAACAAAAAAAUCAAUCGCCGCGGCGGUCGCCGAGGCCAAACCAGACAAAUGUUUAAUCAAGGGCGGUCACAACGUUGAAUCGUGCAGCUCUAGCACCUGCCGAUUGUGUCACAAGAAACACAACACACUACUGCACAUCCAAAGGGGCGAGGGCGCAAAUCACGGAAGUGAUUACCAAAUUACAACCAUCAAAUCGUCGCAGAGUCACAAAACACAAGGAAUCAAGCUUGCUUUCUCGAUAUUGCCCGAAAUCACAGUCAAUCUUCCAUUGUCGGAGAUCAACAAAAAGAACCUUCAAAUAGAGACCAUCACUCUAGCGGACCCAUCACUCCACACGCCAGAGAAAAGAGACAUACUGCUAGGAAGUUCCAUAUUCUGGGAAACUAUUGUAUUAUGCAUCGGUCAGAUCAAAUUAGGCAAGGUCAGAAAUAGCACAGAAAACAAGACUCGGGUGGAUCAUCGCGGGUCCUCUAGGCCUCCAAAGAUCGACGGAGAGCUCGAUCGCAUCCAACGUUUCUGGAAGGUAGAAGAAAGCCCCAUCCAAUCGGAGUUAUCAGACAACGAUAAGAUCUGCGAGGCAGAAUUCAUUCAAACACAUAAACGCAAUUUGGAUGGACGAUUUGAAGUUCGAUUAUGCGACAGCGUAGAUCAACUCGGAGAUCACACUCGCGAUAUCGCUAUCAAAAACUUUUUCAGCAGCGAGGAAUCUCAGACGAGUAUUUAUCUACCGCAUCAUGCAGUGUUAAAACCCGACAGCAUUACCACGAAGCUCAGGGUCGUAUUUGAUGCAUCAUGUCCCACGUCUUCAGGAGUAUCACUCAACAAUAUAUUCCGCUCUGGACCUACUAUUCAGCAGAAUCUAUUUUCCGUAACAAUGAGAUUCCGUCAACACCGAUUCGUUAUCACAGCAGACAUUAAACAGAUGUACCGACAAGUGCUUGUGCAGGAAGAUCAAGGAGACCUACAAAGGAUCGUAUAA
This is a messenger RNA of Trachymyrmex septentrionalis, 1008 nucleotides long. RefSeq lists its product as uncharacterized. Lineage: Eukaryota; Metazoa; Arthropoda; Insecta; Hymenoptera; Formicidae. The transcript is spliced from 6 exons. The coding region runs from base 1 to 1008 and encodes 335 amino acids. The record is from RefSeq and is a predicted model, not a curated record.